CUGACCUUUUGCUCAUCGACCAUGGCGGAUACCUCCACCUACAAUCACUUUUAUAAUUCUUUUGGUGACAAUGGAUCGCCAGAAAAGCUCGUUAUCUCUCCUCUGGAUGUGCCUUACAGUCCUGAUCUUACUGUUUUCCCUUGCUAUUCAGACGAUGAUUUGGGCGACUUACCCCUCCUAUACCCAUCAUCGUCGCCAGAUUCAACUCAGUCAAGUUUGGGAUCAUCAAACGAAACCAUCAUCUCUGAGCUUCAGAAUCUGAUACGUGCUCGUUGUCUUGAACUUCACACGAUUAGUGGUCAUCAUCAUCCGGAAGAUCGCGAUCCGACUACCAGCCCUCUAAAAUCCUUUCCUCCUCAGGUUUUCCUCAAGCCCCCUAGAGGUGACUUGGAACGUGACCACACCGAAUAUCCUUCUCCAUUCCUACCCGUGCUUCCCAGCAAGAUGCUCGAGGACUACCAUGCCUUGCAGGAGGUCCUUUGUACACCGUCAGCAAGUCCCCAGCGUAAGAUCGGCGCCGCAGACCACUCAACAUCUCAUCAUAUCUCCCCUCUUGCGGAUAUUGCUAAUCUCAAUCAUUCACCAAAAACCCCAUUCGACAGAGCUCUCGAUAUUUUUUCCGAUCUCUUAUCUUCUUCGGACUCUCCAGUUCUGCAUCGCUCCCCGGAUCUCUUGAAAGGACCCUCAGGAAAUGUCUGUGCUUCUGUUGUUCAAAAUAAUGGUACUGGGUCGCCGUUAUCUCCAUCGUCCCCAAUCUCGUUUAUAGAGUCUGCAAAGGAUGAUUGCUUUUCUCAUUGCAUAAAAGGACAUAAUGUCAAGACACCUACUCGUACCACUCCUUCGCUCUCUGCGCGCCCUUCGACGAGUCCACUGACGCCUAUCAGUGACGGUAUGGAGCUGGCGUCCAAUCUUCCACCCAAGCUCAAGAUCAAAAUUAAACCAAGUUUCACCAAUUCGACGGUGAGCAGCACAAAGCGAAAAACCGAUCAGAAUCAUGAUCCGUCACCCUCCAAGCGGACCCGAUUCAGCGUCCGUCGACUUCUACGUGAAACUCAAAUACAGGCAACCCUCACUGAUCCUGUCGAUGCAAACACUUCUGCUCCCAUUGUCUCAGGGUCUGAGAAGAAAUUCCGGACAUCCAUCAAGGAUAAUGACUCGCAAGUCUCUCACCCCCCAGCUCGCAGACAAAAGGCUCAAGUCGCAGACCAGAUCGUUCCUUCUUCCUCUCGUCCGCUCGUCCGCUCCGCUAGCGUCGAUCGUGAGAUGCCCGUUACGACUCAUUCUUAUACUCAGCGAAGCUUCUCCCACCCAAUCAGGCCAGGGAAUUUCAUUGAGGUAUCGCCCGACUUGUCACUGUUCUACCGACGAUUCCCUGCAAGUUCAUAUUUCAAGACAAACGAUGCCGAAUCUCCUUUCACCCUUUUUAGGGUCAUUAAUCCAGGAGGAACCUAUAAUCCACCAAAGAGCGCGUUCGAUCUGUAUACCCCUCGGUUUGUGAAGGGGAAGGGCAGGGACAAAGUAGGGCUUUGCCCUAUUUGUAUUGAAAGUGUGGAAAGAGGCGGCGAAGGGAAGGCUUUGUGGUUUGCCAUGAAGUUCUCCGCGUACAAGUAGGUUUGUUCUGUUCCGAGUUGUGAUCUUUUGCUAACUUCCCAUACUUGAUCCAGCUACCACAUGCAAUACAUGCAUGGCAUCUCAGCCGCGUCUGCACUGCCGUUUCUACCCCCGCUUGCGUUUCGCAUCUCAAAGCGACCCAGAGCUAUGAAGACCGAGAAGACAGUUAUCAAGGAGGGUAAAUGUCACCAGUGCCAGAAAUGGAUUCCGGUCGAAGGUGUAAAGGACAUGGAAGUCAAGGUCAAGGAGAUCUUUUGGUGGAAACACGCAGCCGCCUGUCAUAACGCCUCAUCUGCUAGUUUAGGGUUCGGUGACCAAGGUUCAAGCGAUGUCUUCGAGCAAGACUAUGUGUACCGCACUUUGAAGGAAAUGGAACUCGAGGCGGAUGAUGAGGUUGACCCUGGUGGUAGCUUGGAUAAGAAGCAUGUCUAAUUUUUGUUAUUCUUCCUUUGUUUUUUCCCUAUUUUCGUUUGCUGUUUCUUCUCUCUACAUUGGACCGAUUUGUUUGUUUGGAUGGAUGGAAUCAUAGAUCGUCAUCGUCAUAGUUGCAUUCUGCUCGUUUUCCCGUCUCAUUUGGAAUGCUCACUAUUUUAUUCCGUAACAUCGAUUUACGUGGAUGCACCAAUACAAUAACUGCACGUCGAGGCGUGUAACUAAAUGAGGGGUAUCUGAGUAGAACGCAAGCCAAUUCCUGGCUUUCGCACUCGACUUUAAUCUUCGAAAACUACGAUUUUGCCUCGUGUUGACCACCCCAAACUCGCCAACUUAACCGUGUCUCUGAAAUGUUUCCCUCUCUUCCCAUAAACGUGAAUUUGUAAGGCGCCAAGCGCACUUCCGAAUGCAAAAACGAGACGUCCCGAGGCAGGCCACCCUCAGAAGAACCUCGUCCACGACUUGGAAUUCUCCAGCUGGAAUCUGGUGUUCCUCACGGUUCACCCGAAGUCGAGAAGUUGAGCACAAUUAUUCGUAUCCGAAGAUAUGGCUUUCCUCAAUACGUUUGUGUGAGAUGGCCUCCACCUUUGAACGAUUCUCGUGAAGGCAGCUCGAACUUCCCCAUUGCAUGUGUAGUCGUCGAUGUUUGAUCGGUUUAUUUAACAAUGUCGG
Marasmius oreades (fairy-ring Marasmius) is the source of this 2715-nucleotide messenger RNA. RefSeq lists its product as uncharacterized. The transcript is spliced from 5 exons. The coding region runs from base 22 to 1611 and encodes 529 amino acids. Lineage: Eukaryota; Fungi; Basidiomycota; Agaricomycetes; Agaricales; Marasmiaceae. The record is from RefSeq and is a predicted model, not a curated record.